AUGAAAGUCAACAGCUUCAAUGGGCCAGUGACACAAGACGAGCUCCAGUCAUUCAGCAGCUACGUCGCCACGCUCCAGCCGGCUACCAACAACAUCGGCAAUCAGUGGGCUCAAGGUCACAGUGGCGAAGAGACGAAAGCCAUGGGCCUGGUCUACUCCAUCUCUGGACAGCAGGAUGUGCUCGACAACAUGCUGCGCUACUGCGAUGCCGUCCUCUCACAGAGAAACGACCUGGCCAAGGCGCCAAAUGGGCAGUACAGAAUUUGGACCGGCGACAUCGCGCCCGUCUGGCCCAAAAACGUUGAUACGAAGCCAAUCUCGACUGGCGGCGAGCAGGGCGACCCGGUCGGCCAUUUGGCGUCCUGCGCCCAUCUGAUACUGAAAAACACAAAGCUGUACGGAAAGACCGUCGCGAUCGGUGACAAGUACGGCUACGGCAAGACAUAUCUGGAGCGUGCCAAGACGUAUGUCAAGCAGGCGGACAAGGCAAUGACGGGCCACAUUCUUUCUCGACUGCUCGACGUCUCGCGUGGCAACAAGAUGUACUUCGCCAAAGACUCGCCGUACAAGGGUGGCACACCGGUGCCCUGGAACCAGCAGAUGAUGUUCACCUAUGCCUUCCAGAACCUUGUGGCCGCGCAUGCCCUUCUCGGCGACAAUUCGGACCUGACCAGCAAGUACAGGGCCAUCAUGGCGGCGAACCUCGACUGGUUCUUCAACGGCGGCGGGGCGGAGGCCAAGAAGAGCAAGAAGGGCAGCACGGUCUAUGACUGGGACUAUGCCUUUGGGCAGGGCGUCGAGGAUGUUAACCACGGGUCCCUCGACGUCGCCGGAUUUCACCGGGCCUACACAGACGGCAGCUGGAACGUCACCACCACGCAGAUGACCACGCUGGCGAAUACCUUUGUCGACGUGAUGCGGCUCGGAGGCGGCAAGUACGCGGGAACGGUGGAGGGCGGCUGCGGCGAUGGCCACGCGAGCUGCAUCAAUUAUGUGCGCAGCGGCUUCUUGCUCAUGGCACAGUUCCGUCCGGAUGCGUAUCGUGAUAUGAUGGUGGCCGACUUGAAGGAGGGGGGUACCACGACCAAGACGGACGUGUUUUCCCGGUUUCUGUGGGUGAAGAACGCACGGAGCGAGUCUAGCAAGCUCGGGUAG
Molecule: messenger RNA, 1155 nt
Organism: Cordyceps fumosorosea ARSEF 2679
Lineage: Eukaryota; Fungi; Ascomycota; Sordariomycetes; Hypocreales; Cordycipitaceae
Exons: 1
Coding region: 1-1155 (384 amino acids)
Source: RefSeq, a predicted model, not a curated record